AUGGGCUACACCUAUGAGUUUCACUGGGUCCAUUCCACGGCCGGGCCCAUUGAUGGGGUUUUGUCGGGCGGCUUGGGUGGUGUCUUCAAUCGAUCCAUAAAUCCAACGGCCUUUGUGCGAGGACAGAUCUGUCGCAUCGUGAACUGGCCAGCUCAAGAAUACAAGAUGUUCAACACGACCUGGCGUGAACCAGUCAGAGACUCAGUGGUGUACAUUGGCUCCACCACCGGUACGUCCUACGACAACUACAAAUGUUCUCCAGCCGAAGUGACAUGGCACGUGGAUCGAGAGUGCUGCAUUCUGUCGGCGCAGAACAUGGACCGUAUGUGCGCAGACUUGUUGGAGUAUGGCCGAAACAUGGGGGGUGAUGUGCAACCCGCACCAUCUCGUCUUCUUGUUGCACCCUUUAUCUCGGCGCUUGCAGAGCAGAGCUGUCAAGAGGAGUCCCAGGAGGAAAGCUCCACUCUGAUGCAGCUCAAUCACCGAGAGAUGACGGGUGAUGAGCUCAAUGAGUUGAACGAGGGUCUUCCAUGGUGGGUCAAGAAGAAGAUCAUUGACUCACGUCGACAGAGUCACCCACCAGCUCCUCCUCCCCCCCCGGCACCUCCACGCUAUCCUUGCUCCACCUCAGAGCCGCAGUCGCCACGCAACGUGAGUAAAGAUUUCGUGGGAUUGUUGCCUCCGAAAGUGCAGCCCGUCGGUUUGUACGAUGAGUUCCCCAAUCUGAUCCACGUGAACACGCACUUUCACUUGGGUGGUGAACACCAAAACGUGGAUGAGGGGGGCUAUUCCCUCAACUAUACCGAUGCCGGGCUUGCAGGGAAUAUCGUUCCGAAUGACAUCCGCCCAGGAUAUUUUUGCGCUCCAGUGAGCCAGGAACCAGAAAUGGGUGACAACUGGACCUUGGCUGAUUACAACUGGACAUCUUGCAAAAAUGUGAAGAUGGGCUACACCUAUGAGUUUCACUGGGUCCAUUCCACGGCCGGGCCCAUUGAUGGGGUUUUGUCGGGCGGCUUGGGUGGUGUCUUCAAUCGAUCCAUAAAUCCAACGGCCUUUGUGCGAGGACAGAUCUGUCGCAUCGUGAACUGGCCAGAACAAGAAUACAAGAUGUUCAACACGACCUGGCGUGAACCAGUCAGAGACUCAGUGGUGUACAUUGGCUCCACCACCGGUACGUCCUACGACAACUACAAAUGUUCUCCAGCCGAAGUGACAUGGCACGUGGAUCGAGAGUGCUGCAUUCUGUCGGCGCAGAACAUGGACCGUAUGUGCGCAGACUUGUUGGAGUAUGGCCGGAACAUGGAGGGUGAUGUGCAACCCGCACCAUCUCGUCUUCUUGUUGCACCCUUUAUCUCGGACACCAACGCCUCGUUCAUUGCCAACUACACCUCGACAUGA
This is a messenger RNA of Cladocopium goreaui, 1398 nucleotides long. The record is from the annotation of a GenBank genome assembly. Lineage: Eukaryota; Dinophyceae; Suessiales; Symbiodiniaceae.